CCUUAUUAAAGAGCUAAAUAAUAACUGCAAUAUAUUUGGACUCCAGAUAAUUGACUAUUGAAAUUUGUAUGGCGUUUAUAAUUAUUUACCGUUACCGUUUUAAGAGUGAAAGAUGUCAUCCUUUUCCUCAGUGUGUAAAACCAUCCAUGCAUCACCUUCACCCUCAUUCAGAGAACACACCUGUGACUCUGUUGGUGUGAUAUUUAGCCAAGGCGGAUGUUUGACACAAGAUCAGGGGCAGAUGUUGGGAAGUGAACUUGGCCUGAUGGAGAUGUCAGAGGUUGAGUAUACACACCUUCAGUACCUUAUCCAGGCACACAUGGAGGCACAAGCUGCGCCUCCAGAUGGGCCAGAUGCCAGAUCUUACCCUGCUACAGUGAUGGGUAAAGACACCACUGGAUCAAUAGAGAUUUCUCCAAUCUCAUCCACUCAAGCAAUUGACCUAUCAACUUCAACUGAUGAACACGGCCUGGUGAUGCCAGGAGAAAAGACACCAGCUUCUUAUGGAGAGGUCCCAAGUUUUGUGCUGGCAAGGGUCAGAGGUGAAGACAGUCCCACUGAACCACGUACCAACAGCAGCACAUCCUUACAGAUGAGAUCCAAAUCAGCUGCUAGAGUUUGCUUGGAGAAAAGGUUCAACACCAUGUCUGCUGACACCCCAAGACAGCAAGAUAUUCAGUCUGCAGUUCUUACCAAUUUAUUGACAAUACUCCAGCAGUCUGCAGAGGCUCAAGAGGCAGUCAUACAUCCUCAAAUUCAGAAGUGGAUGAAAACUGAGAGAGCAAAUCCUUUUGAGGUUUCCAGCCCAUUUGUAGGGGGUGCAUUUAACCCAGUCACCAACAUGUGUGAACAAGUGAUUAGCCAUAUUCCUCAUAUGGUUGAACCUAACAAGCAUCAAGGUUUAAUCAUCCCCAAGAGUUUUUCAUUUAAAUUUCACCCAGAGAUGGUUGUUACAAAAGCUCACUAUACAAGUGGCAGCAACUCAACAGAGGAGCAGCAGUUGGUGAACAUAGCAAAUGAUGUGGCAACAUCUGCUGCUGCCUCCAGGAAGCACGGUAGCACCUGCACCUUUCAACCCAUCAAGGCUCAUAAGGUGAUCCCAGACUCUGCUGGCGAAUCAGGGAGCAGCACCAGGAAAAGACCUCAACCUCAUGUGCUACUUAGUCAGCGCAGGGAGAGACACAACAGUAAGGAGAGGGAACGCAGAAAGAGGAUUCGUUCGUGCUGUGAUGAGCUGAACAUGCUGGUGCCGUUCUGUGAGUCAGGUACAGACAAAGUCACCACCCUGCAGUGGACCACUGCCUUCCUCAGAUACAUCAAUAAAAUGUACGGCGACACCUUCAAAGAGGAGUUUCAGAAGGCAUUCACCAACGGGAAAGGACUCUUUCUUAAAUCCACCGCUUCUUCAGACCAGGACCCAAUCUACCAGGAGAUGGACGAGACACUGAGCAUUCCUCACGCGGUAGAACAGUGACCCCACUCACUAUUUUAUCUAUUGAAUCAGCCAGAUAUUUGAGUACAUUUUAAUUUAACCUCUGAAGUAGGUUCAGUUGUCCCAUCGGCUCUGGUUAUAGGUUGGGUCAAUGUGUUUUUGAAUGACAACAAUGUUUUUAGUCUCAGACCAUGUGAUGCUCUCACUGGCUUUCUUUAGUUGACCACACUGUAUCAAACUAGUGUUUGAAUUGCCACGCUAUUUCGUCUGAUAUAUUUAUUACCCCUUAGGAGGCUACAUUUCCUCAAGAGGCAACAUUUGUUAAAAAAGGGCUUUUCAUAGAGUCAUACACAGGUGGCACUGUUUCUCUUUGAAAGACAGAUGAUGGUGCUCUAAUGAUUAAUUUUCAGCUCUUCAGUUAUAGAUCUAGCAAAUUUUACCCUUUAUCUGCUUAAUUCAAAUUUAGUUUACUUGAAUUUCUAAUGAAUGUUUUUUUAAAUGACUUUGUUUGAUAUUUGUUCAGACAGUACAGUGUUCAGUUUUUGUCCACAUACAUUUAUUCUUUAAUCACAUAUUUAAGUGUUUUGCAUGGAAGUAAGUGUUACUACUUUGUAAAUUAAUGGAAUUACUUGACUUUCAUAGUGUUAUGCAUUACUCUGAAGUACAGACUGUUCAUUUGAUAUGUAGAGAAGAGUAAUGUUUUACUGAAAAGUGGCUUUAUUUGUUCUUUCUUACAACAUGUCGCUGUAGCAUCUUACUGUACAUACAACAGUUACCCACAAAUAAUAAAUAGUAUUUAAGGUCAUGUAUAUUUAAUAGUUACAGCACCGGUAGUACAUAGUGGAUGUGAUCAUUUUAGAUGUAAACAAAAAAAGAAGGAAAAAAAUACUUUGCUCCUAAGAUUCUUAAAUUGAUUUUACAAUGACUGAUUUAUGCAUCCACAAGUUUUAUUUUGUUUUUGAUUCUCAAAUCUAGAGAAUCAACUUCACAUGUAGUUUAAAAAAAAACAGUAAAAAAAAAAAGACUAUCAAAAAGUGAAUUUUUGUUUUUGCAUUAAUCUACACAAUUUCUGGACAUCUGGGUAUUUGUGUUUUUUAUUCCUUUUACAAUACAUACACAGCUCCUUGACAGAGGCUUUUUGCCCAUGCCACCUAUUUCCAUAUUUUACACUGUAAGCUUGUAUGUUGAGGUAACACCUGUGAUUUACAUUAAUGGGCCAUGAUACAUGCACAUUCACUUCAGGGACAGUCACUGUUGUUUUUAGAGUGUCAUCUGCCAGAAGGAUGGUAACCAAGGUAAUGGGGGCAUGGAAACAACAUGUACAAAGUUUUUAUACACAAAGGACUCAUCAUUCAUUUUCCAGUUGUUUGUAAGUCAAGUCUUUUUAUGUGAUACUGUAGUAUUUGGAGCAAUGCAGUUGUUCUCUCGGACUCUUCCGUGGCUUUCUCCACUGUAUUUCUGGAUGUCAUCUCAAUGUUUUUGUCUCUCAGUUGCUCUGGGAUUCAUGUCAAUCCUGGGAUGUUCCUCUAUUCCUCUCAAAAUAUCACACCUGUUGAUGUUACUCUUCCCAUCUUGUGAUACAAGUAUAUAAAUAAAGAGUACAUUUUUGUGAUAA
This is a messenger RNA of Micropterus dolomieu (smallmouth bass), 3047 nucleotides long. RefSeq names its product transcription factor-like 5 protein. NCBI's taxonomy places the organism in Eukaryota, Metazoa, Chordata, Actinopteri, Centrarchiformes, Centrarchidae. Gene Ontology annotation, biological process: regulation of DNA-templated transcription; spermatogenesis. Gene Ontology annotation, molecular function: protein dimerization activity; RNA polymerase II cis-regulatory region sequence-specific DNA binding; DNA-binding transcription factor activity, RNA polymerase II-specific. The record is from RefSeq and is a predicted model, not a curated record. Gene Ontology annotation, cellular component: nucleus. The coding region runs from base 113 to 1474 and encodes 453 amino acids. The transcript is spliced from 7 exons.